This is a messenger RNA of Talpa occidentalis (Iberian mole), 3359 nucleotides long. It is a transcript of the gene TBX15, whose product is annotated as T-box transcription factor 15. Bases 786 to 2276 code for a protein of 496 amino acids. The transcript has 10 exons. Gene Ontology annotation, biological process: regulation of transcription by RNA polymerase II; positive regulation of DNA-templated transcription; cell fate specification. Gene Ontology annotation, molecular function: DNA-binding transcription factor activity, RNA polymerase II-specific; RNA polymerase II cis-regulatory region sequence-specific DNA binding. NCBI's taxonomy places the organism in Eukaryota, Metazoa, Chordata, Mammalia, Eulipotyphla, Talpidae. The record is from RefSeq and is a predicted model, not a curated record. Gene Ontology annotation, cellular component: nucleus.
GGCAAUUUGACUUCUUAUAGGGCUUGUCAGCCGAGUACCAACCCUAUAUUACUUUGGAUGGCCUCUGAUGGAGUGUGAGCAUAAAAUAUUAUAGAAAGCAGAUGGCCUUUCAGAUCCUAGAAGCAGAAGAAACUGGCUGGUGUGGGAAACUAAGACAAUAGAUAGAAGGCCAGGAAGAUGCCGUACAUGGAGAGUCCCGGAUGCAAGCACAUUAUUUGGCUGUGUGACAUUCGGCGAGUGACUUAACUCUGUGCCUCAGUUGCAUAUGUAUAAAAUGAGGCACUUCUGAUGCUGAGAUGUUGUGAGGAUUAAGUAUCUGACAAGGCAAAAUGCUUGGCCUAGUGCCAGGCACCUAGAACGUGCUCAACAUCAUCAUUCGUCUACCUUGCUCAGAAUUAGACUUUGAGAAAACUCAGAAACUCUUCAGUGCUCUGUGAGAAACCUUUGGACCUGCCUGAUAGCUGUGCACCACCACGACUUGCUCUCGAGGAAAAGAUUCUCCAAACUGGUCUUUGCUUGGGCUCUCGACCUUGUCCACGAUGGCAGCUGCCUGCUGGGACCCACCACCCAGUGUCAUUGUGGAUUCCGCAGAUGUGGUGGCUUCCAAGCCAUCAGUAUAUCCUAAACACAACAUAGUGGAGACAUAAUUCCUUGGAGGCUGAUGGACUUGGGAUUCUGAGCAGAGCACUGGCUCUGACUCUGAGGUGCUCACUGAGCGGACCUCCUGCUCGUUUGACACCCACACUGACCUGGGUCCGGGUGCUGCGGGCCCCGUGCCUGCCACCAUGUCAUCCAUGGAGGAGAUCCAGGUGGAGCUGCAGUGCGCUGACCUCUGGAAGAGGUUCCAUGACAUUGGAACUGAAAUGAUCAUCACCAAAGCAGGCAGGAGGAUGUUUCCUGCCAUGAGAGUGAAAAUCACUGGCUUGGACCCUCACCAGCAGUACUACAUAGCAAUGGACAUUGUGCCUGUGGACAAUAAAAGAUACAGAUAUGUGUAUCACAGCUCCAAGUGGAUGGUGGCUGGCAAUGCCGACUCCCCGGUGCCCCCGAGAGUCUAUAUACACCCCGAUUCUCUAGCUUCUGGAGACACUUGGAUGAGACAGGUGGUCAGUUUCGACAAACUCAAGCUGACCAACAACGAAUUGGAUGAUCAAGGGCAUAUCAUCCUGCACUCAAUGCACAAAUACCAGCCUCGCGUUCACGUGAUUCGCAAGGAUUUCAGCAGUGACCUUUCACCCACCAAGCCUGUCCCUGUGGGGGAUGGGGUGAAGACGUUCAACUUUCCUGAGACGGUGUUCACCACAGUCACAGCCUAUCAGAACCAGCAGAUCACCAGAUUAAAAAUAGACCGGAACCCUUUUGCUAAAGGAUUCAGAGAUUCUGGAAGAAACAGGACUGGCCUGGAAGCAAUCAUGGAGACAUACGCCUUCUGGAGACCCCCUGUGCGCACCCUCACCUUUGAGGACUUCACCACCAUGCAGAAACAGCAAGGGGGCAGCACCGGCACUUCCCCAACCACCUCCAGCACCGGGACACCAUCGCCUUCGGCUUCUUCUCACCUUCUCUCUCCGUCCUGUUCUCCCCCAACCUUUCAUCUGGCCCCCAACACUUUCAACGUGGGCUGCCGGGAGAGCCAGCUGUGCAACCUGAACCUCUCUGAUUAUCCACCCUGUGCCCGAAGCAACAUGGCCGCGCUGCAGAGCUACCCGGGGCUGAGUGACAGUGGCUACAACAGGCUCCAGAGUGGCGCUGCGACGGCCACUCAGCCCUCCGAAACCUUCAUGCCUCAGAGGACUCCAUCCCUGAUCUCAGGAAUACCGACGCCACCCUCCCUGCCCAGCAACAGCAAGAUGGAAGCCUAUGGUGGCCAGCUGGGGUCCUUCCCCACCUCGCAGUUCCAGUACGUCAUGCAGGCGGGCAACGCGGCCUCCAGCUCCUCCUCGCCACACAUGUUCGGGGGCGGCCACAUGCAGCAGAGCUCCUACAACGCCUUCUCUCUCCACAACCCUUACAACCUGUACGGAUACAAUUUCCCCGCGUCUCCCCGGCUAGCUGCUAGCCCGGAAAAACUGAGCGCCUCUCAAAGCACUUUACUCUGCUCUUCUCCUUCCAACGGGGCCUUCGGAGAGAGGCAGUACCUGCCCACGGGCAUGGAGCACGGCAUGCACAUGAUCAGCCCGUCGCCCAACAACCAGCAGGCCGCCAACGCCUGCGACGGCCGGCAGUACGGCGCCGUGCCAGGCUCCUCGCCCCAGAUGUCCGUGCACAUGGUGUAGCGGCCCGGCCGCCACGGAGCCCUGCAGCCGAGGGCCGAGGCUCCACGGACAGACCCCCCGAAAGCCCAACACCUUUGAAAAACAGGAACUGUGUCUCGUUCCUUUCAUGUCUGGAGGAGAAAACCAUGCACCCAACGACAAGAGACUCUGAGCCACUGGAGGAUGCUUGGGGCGCAUCAUCUCCCACUCGUGGCCGUGCGCCCGCCCCCUCGGACCCGAGUUCUCCAGAUCAGCAUCUGCUCCAGCGUGGCCUUCGAAGAGACUGAAUACUCCUUUUAUAACCAUGUUAAGGGAGAUGCUAGCGUGCAGCAGCCAGGAAGAGUUACCCCCACACGAACAUACGUGGAUACACGUGUGCACACGUUCACACUCACACGCACAGACACACAUGCAUGCCGGCGGGAGACUGGGCGAGCUCCGUGCGGGGAGGCCCGGAGUGGGCGCUUUCACGGGAGUCUGUGUGCGACACAGGAUGGACUAGCCGGCAGCAGCUGCCGGCCUUCUCCCCUGCAGCUUCCCCUGUUUCUGGAAUGGACCGUGUCCCGGAGCCCCUCCCCGGCACUAGGACGGGAAGACAUCAGCGCUGCGCCUGACUUGCUGUCCUGGAAAAGAUUGCGUUGGAAUUUUGGGGUUUUUCCCUCAGUAGCAUCACCGGUGUUCCCAGUGCACCUGUGCGCAGACAGAGUAAGCAGCCGUAGGAGAGUGAGAGCAAGGGAGAGAGACAGACAGUGGGGCAGAGAGAGAGAGAGAGAGAGAGAGAGAGAUAGCAAGACUGAGAAAGUGUGAGCAAUGAUGAGAGUUGAACGCACCAAGGAAAUUUGGUGUGGGUGGCCCACGCCCCCCAACAGGUCCUAGAAAGAAUCGUGGUGUCACUGAGAAGUGAGUCUCUCUGGGGCACCGUGCCAGGUCAGGGCACCGCCGGGAAGGCCUGCGAUGAGGAAUUCCCAGAACCCUCCCUCUGCCCGCGGGAUCCAGAAGCGAGCUUCCCUCGCAGGCAGUGUGCAGCCUGGCAGGGCAAAGGGAAUACAAGUGUGAGAAGGAGGAUUUUGUACCCCAGCAGAUGAUGCCAAGAGCAGAGGUGGC